Messenger RNA from Drosophila subobscura, 1837 nucleotides. Its product is annotated as acyl-CoA Delta(11) desaturase-like. The record is from RefSeq and is a predicted model, not a curated record. Gene Ontology annotation, cellular component: endoplasmic reticulum membrane. Gene Ontology annotation, molecular function: stearoyl-CoA 9-desaturase activity; iron ion binding. The transcript has 5 exons. NCBI's taxonomy places the organism in Eukaryota, Metazoa, Arthropoda, Insecta, Diptera, Drosophilidae. Gene Ontology annotation, biological process: unsaturated fatty acid biosynthetic process. The coding region runs from base 160 to 1311 and encodes 383 amino acids.
UGCGCGAAAGUUUAGUUAGUUGAACUUAAUAUUGUCUAGCGUGCGGACGUGCUGUGGCUCCCACAACAAAUACUAGUUGAAACAAGAAACUGUGCGAAAAGAAAAGCGCGAGUUAAAGAAGUUAAAAGCGACUUGGUCAAGGAAACAGGUUGAUGCAAUAUGCCGCCCAACGCCCAUGCCGGUGCCCAGUCCAUCACGGACUCGCUGAUCGCCGCAGCUAAUGCAGCCGCUGAUUCCGAUCAGAACCCCACCAAGCUGCAGCAGGACUCCACUGGUGUGCUCUUCGAGUGCGAUGUGGAGACCACCGAUGGCGGCCUGGUCAAGGACAUUCUGCCGAUGAAGAAGGCGGACAAGCGCAAAAUGAAGCUCGUCUGGCGCAACAUCAUUGCCUUUGGAUACUUGCAUUUGGCUGCACUCUACGGCGCUUAUCUGAUGAUUACCUCCGCGAAGUGGGAGACAAUCGGCUUAGCUUACAUCUUAUAUGCCGUCUCCGGAUUGGGAAUCACUGCUGGCGCUCAUCGUCUCUGGGCCCAUCGUUCAUACAAGGCAAAGUGGCCGCUGCGUGUGAUCCUGGCUACCUUCAACACCAUUGCCUUCCAGGAUGCCGCCUAUCACUGGGCGCGCGAUCAUCGUGUCCAUCACAAGUACUCGGAGACAGAUGCCGAUCCCCACAAUGCCACCCGUGGCUUCUUUUUCUCGCACAUUGGCUGGUUGCUGUGCAAGAAGCAUCCCGAGGUUAAGGCCAAGGGUAAGGGUGUUGAUCUAUCUGAUCUGCGCAAGGACCCCGUUCUGAUGUUCCAGAAGAAAUACUACAUGAUUCUGAUGCCUCUGGCCUGCUUUAUUCUGCCAACGAUCAUUCCCAUGUACUUCUGGAAUGAGACGUUUGUGAAUGCGUGGUUCGUGGCCACCAUGUUCCGUUGGUGCUUCAUCCUGAAUGUGACCUGGCUGGUGAACAGUGCCGCCCACAAGUUCGGUGGUCGCCCCUAUGACAAAGUUAUCAGCCCCUCCCAGAACAUCUCCGUCGCAAUUCUGGCCUUCGGUGAGGGUUGGCAUAACUAUCAUCAUGUGUUCCCCUGGGACUACAAGACGGCCGAGCUUGGCAAAUACUCUCUAAACUUCACCACCGCCUUCAUUGACUUCUUCGCCAAGAUUGGCUGGGCCUACGACCUAAAGACCGUGUCCGCAGAGAUCAUCAAGAAGCGUGUGAAGCGCACUGGUGACGGCACCCAUGCCACUUGGGGCUGGGGCGACCGCGAUCAGCCCACGGAUGAGAUCGAAGAAGCGCUGAUUAUUAACAAGAAAAGCGAUUAAGCGAGUGAGCGAGCGAGGGAGCAAGCAAGCAAAUAGGAAGCUGAUCAGGGAGGGUUUAGCCGAAAAUCAAUCAAAACCAACACAAUUUUCCAUUUUGCACGUGUCCGCGAAACAUUUCCUUAGCAGCGCAUAUAAAACGUAAAAAAAAGUAAAACCAUUUAAUUAAUUUUAAGAUAAAACGUUGAGGAUAAAUGUUUGUUGUUUAUCGUAACUCUAUACCGUCUGUGUUAAUCCAGCUCUGGAAAUAUGUUUUUUUCGCUCUGGAAUUGCUUUUGAAGACAGACAGAAACUACCUUAAAAUUUACAUGUGCAUACAUUUGAUUAAACAAAACAUUGUAUAUUCAGAUUCAGAUUUGAUUUGUAAUUCCAUCGUACAAUUGAGUCAAAUUUGUGCUUUGUAUUAACUAUUAUUUUGGAGUUCAUAAUGGAAGAGGAAGGAGGAGGAGAUAUUUUCAGCUAAAAACUAAGUUUAAUAAAUACACAUUAAAGUUGAACUUGCUGUUUCAAAACGAGGAAUACCUGCAAA